Molecule: messenger RNA, 1466 nt
Organism: Styela clava
Lineage: Eukaryota; Metazoa; Chordata; Ascidiacea; Stolidobranchia; Styelidae
Source: RefSeq, a predicted model, not a curated record
UACAGUUAAUAUAAUGUAUUACAAUAGUUACACUACAAACAGGAAAUCAGUAUUGAAAUGUAAUGAUAUAAUCAGAAUAAUAUUACUUUUAUUUGGAUAUAUUGAACUCACCUUGGCUGACGUAUUCUGCGGAUCACAUUUGCCAGAGUUUGGUCAACAUGUUCGCUUUUGUUACGGUAUAACAGCAUAUUGUUGCGGGUUUCAAGAUGGCCACUGCUGUUGGGAUUCGAUAUGGAAAAUAUGGUGGUUCUGGGUUGUAGUUCUAGUUGUUCUAGGCGCAUUAUUCUCAUGCAUUGGAUAUUUUUGUACUUGUAUCAAUGAUGAUUACAACAGCACAGGAAGAGUGAGUCCGUUCUUUGCAAUUCGUGACGGAAUACGAAGAAGAUUUUCAACGCAGAGCAGCGCUGACGUGGAUGAUCCGUUUAAGGAAUAUCGAGACCGUGCGGUUAUGCUUCCGCCUUAUUAUCCAACAACGAGUACGGUACCAGUGGGGUCUGCGGGUCCGAGCGGUGGAACAGACACGUAUCCGGAUUUACCGCCGCCCUACGCAGAGGCGACCGCUACAACAUCAGAAAACACACCGCUCCUACCAGUCGGUACGACAACAACCUCCACUGUUCAGAAUCCCUCAACGACUCCACAACCAACAGCUCCGAUGCCCCCACGAUGAUACGGGAACCACAAGCAAAUAAAAACUCAUAUUUAUAAUUCCAUCUACACCGACAUAGCCUUCCUUACUCGAUCAGAGACAAUGUGGCUUUACAAGUCGGGUUUGCGGCUAACUUACGACUAAUUUUACGAAGAUAGAUAAAGCACAGCCGGUGUAUAGCAAAAUGAUAUAUUUGCCGACGUUUCGAAAUUCUAUUCAGAAAAAACUUCACCAGGGCAUGAUAUGAAAAGUACACUAUCAUAUAUAUAGAAAAUAGAGAAAAGAAAAAUUAUCAUGGCGUAAAAGAUCUGAAAAAUUUAUCAUGGCGUAAAAAAUCCGAAUUUUUUUUCUUUUUUCCGCUCCAUAUAUAUACGAUGGUGCGCUUUCCAUAUCAUGCCAUGAUGAAGUUUUUCUGAAUGGAAAAUACGAAACGUCGGCAAAUUAUAUCGUUUUGCUAUACACCGGUUGUGCUUCAUUUAUCUUCGACAUGAAUAUACCUGGUGGCAAUCAUGCGCUAUUUCAAUCUUACGCCUAAAAAUAAUUCAUCACACAUCGUAAAAUAUGUUUUUAUUAUUAACCUGUUUCAUGUCAACUUUAGCGUCUGCACCGUAGCUUCAAAUAUUUCAUUUUACGCAUCAAGUUAUUAAAGCUGACUGAUGACUCUAAUUCAUGAUGUAUGUUAACUGAGUAGCAUUUACUUUGAAAUAUCAACAGAAUUCCUGAUUUUUGUAUUUACUUCUUCAUUUUUUUGUUCUCCAAGUGACGUAGUAUUAUUCUCUCAAACAAAACCAUGUGUGUUAUUAGACGAUCAGGGUUA